AUGUCGCAAGACGAUUUCGAAACACCCGCUACGGCUACGUACGUUGAUGCGUUGGAGGAACCAAUAGCUGGAAGCCUAGAGGUUGGUGACGCCAAAAAACCCGAUGGCAUCUUCCACGGGCUCAAGUUCUUCAUAGCGCACGAUGAGAACCGCCAAGAGCUAUCACAGUUGAUUGAGACCCAUGGCGGUUUGAUUAGUGACGUGCUACCUGGUGGUGGAUCCGCCAACGAGUUUGUGGUGUCGCCGUUCAACACCACCAAUUUGCCCACGGUGACGCCCACCUACAUCAAGACUUGCUGCGCAAACAACGUGCUGAUGAAGUUGCAAAGCUACUUGGUGCCCUUUGACGAGUUCCGCGCUGUAAUUGACACGCAGCUCCAAAACGAGGACAAACGCAAGGAUGGCGAGGCGUCUCACGACGCCUCCCGCGACCUGGCGGUCGACCGCAAGCCUGUUGCGCUCGCAACCCACGACCCCGUACAGUCGCCUGCUCAGUUGGAUGAUCCGCUGCAUCCUCAACCUGACCAAUCGUCCCCAGAGCACGCCAAUGCCCCCAAUGUUGCCACGGGUGCGGCUGCAGCGCAGCCGUCGCUGGACCAGCAAUCACAGCAACAGCAGCCACCACAACAACACACACAGCGACAACAACAACAGGAACAAGACCCCAAUUCAGCUCAGAUCCCCCCCGUGUCUGUCUCUGUCAACUCUACCAACAAUGCGGGCUCCGCAUACGACAACACGCGCGCGAUUCUGGCAAGAACAAACAUGCCCUCUCACAACAAGGCAUCGUUCACUGAAGAAGAAGAUGAAUUUAUCUUGGACGUCGUCCGCAAAAACCCUACAAGAAGAACCACCCACACUUUGUUCGAUGAAAUUUCCCACUACGUCCCCAAUCACACGGGUAAUUCCAUCAGACAUCGAUACCGUGUUUACCUUGCAAAGCGCUUGAAUUACGUGUAUCAAGUCGAUGACAAUGGCAAGUUGAUAAGGGACGAAAAUGGCAACUUGAUCAAAACCACCGUACUCCCAAAAUCUCUGAAAAACAAAUUCACGGCAGAAGAAGACUACUCUCUCGCCAUCGAUGUUAAGAGACAAUUUUACCGUGAUUUGUAUCAAGUUGACCCCGACACGGGCAAGUCUUUGAUUACUGACGAUGACGCACCAAACGAAGCCGCUAGGAGAGCCAUGAUAAUGGAUCCUAACAGUAUGCCUGGAUCCGAACCUGCUUUCCAACAAUAUCGUAUCGGAGAGCGUCGUGGGCCUGUCCCCAGAGAGUUUUUCAAGACAUAUGCAGAAAAACAUCCAAAUCAUACUGAAAAUGCCUGGAGGGAUCGAUUUAGAAAAUUCUUGUUAACUUAUGGUAUUGACAAGUACAUCGAAUACUACGAACACGAAACUGCCCAAGGAAGAACCCCUGAACCUAUGAAAAACAUGACCAAUAGACCCAAGAGACCGGGUGUCCCAACUCCAGGCAACUAUAACAGUUACACAAAGAGGGCAAGGUCUCUCACUCACCAACAACAACAGCAAGCAGCUGUUACAGCAGCAGCAGCAGCAGCGGCGGCGGCAGCUCCAGGAUCCACGGAUCCUAAUGCUGCUGCCCACUAUUCUAUCCCAGAAGGUGACUUGCUAGAUGAAGAGACUUUGAAUUUCAUCUCUGGCCUCAGACGCGAUCUAUCGAGAAUCGAAUCUACCAAUGGAAUGGCUUUUGAAUACCCUCAAGAUAUUGCCGAAUCCAUCAGAAACGACUUUACCAACGAGGAAACUCAAUUCGAUAACAUAGAUCCGGAUGAUAUUUCUUUCCCACCUCAGCUGGCAAGUACAGAAUUAUUCAUGCCUCAUUUCUUUCAUUUCAGCUCUACUAGGGCAUUUUUAGAAAAAGUCAAUGAAGUCAUCUCCAGAGACUAUGAACCAUCUCAGGCUGAAAAACUGGUACAAGAUUUGUGUGAUGAAGCUGGUGUUCGCAAGACUUUCAGUACUAGCAUUUUAACAGCACUAUCAGGUGAUUUAAUGGUUUUCCCAAGAUAUUUCCUUUGUAUGUUUAGAUACAAUGCUAAUCCUCCUAUGAAUGUUCCUGGUAUAUGGACUAGAGAGGAUGAUGAAAUGCUAAGGUCGGGCAAUGAUGAUGACAUCAAGUCACUGACUCGGAAGCACGGUGUUGGUAGAAUCGAAAUGAGAAAACGGUUCAUUGCCAGUGACUUGGUUUGA
Messenger RNA from Lachancea fermentati, 2208 nucleotides. NCBI's taxonomy places the organism in Eukaryota, Fungi, Ascomycota, Saccharomycetes, Saccharomycetales, Saccharomycetaceae. The record is from the annotation of a GenBank genome assembly.